GGUCGGACGCGCAGUGAUCCCUCGCCCCGCGACACCCUGGCUAUGGCAGCCCCGCCGCAGCUCCGAGGUCUGCUGCUGGCAGUCAACGCGCUGUUGCGUAAGCGUCGCUACCACGCCGCGUUGGCCGUGCUGAAAGGCUUCCGGAACGGGGCAGUCUAUGGAGCCAAAAUCCGGGCCCCUCAUGCACUGGUCAUGACCUUCCUCUUCCGGAGUGGCAGCCUCCGGGAGAAGCUUCGGGUCAUCCUGCAGAACACGUACACCCACUCUUUUAACCUGGCCCUCUUCGUGUUCACCUACAAGGGGCUCUGCGCCCUGCAGUCCUACCUGCAAGGCGAGACCUACCAGGUGCACUCAUUCCUGGCUGCCUUCAUCGGGGGUUUGCUGGUGUUUAGUGAGAACAGUAACGUCAACAGCCAGAUCAACAUGUACCUGUUGUCACGCGUCCUGUUUGCCCUCUGCCGCCUGGGAAUGGAGAAGGGCUACAUUCCUGAACCCAGGUGGGACCCAUACCCAUUGUUCGCCGGGACAGUAUGGGGGCUGGUGCUGUGGCUCUUUGAGUACCACCGGCACUCGCUGCAGCCCUCACUGCAGUCUUCCAUGACCUACCUGUACGAGGACAGCAAUGUGUGGCACGACAUCUCAGACUUCCUCAUCUACAACAAGAGCCGUCCCUCGAAGUAGCACAGCCCUGAAGUGCUUGUGGGGACUUCUACCCGUGUAGGCUCUGGACCAUGUUCAGCUGUGGCUUGAGAUUGGCUCCAUCAGUGAAACCUCUCAGAGGAUCCUGCUUUCUCAAGAUCAUGGCUCUCAGACUCCAACUUUUAUUAUCCCUGGGUUCCACUGUCCAAAGCAAAAGCACCAAUUUUCAAAUCCCAUUAGGUACUCUUGAAUGGUGGAACAAGAGGCCGAAUCAGGCUGAGGAGUCUUGGGCAUGGUUCUAGCUGUACUGCUAACUUCUGUGAGACCAGGGCAAGUCACCUCCCCUCUCUAAGCCUCAGGGGACAUGUAGCUCAGUGCAGAGCCCUGAAAUCUCUUUCUGGUGGGUAUGUCCUUUUGACUAUUCUUAUGCUGGUGGGCAGUGGGUUUGCAAAUACGUUUUUACAAAUUAUUAAGUUCCUUGUCUCGAGUGUUCUAUUGGAGAAGAUCUAGAGUCCCACUGUCCAAAGAAAUAUAAUGGCAGUCAUAUAUGUAAUUGAAAUUUUUCUAGCAGUCACAUUAAAAAAGAGUGGAAAGAA
Molecule: messenger RNA, 1235 nt
Organism: Miniopterus natalensis
Lineage: Eukaryota; Metazoa; Chordata; Mammalia; Chiroptera; Miniopteridae
Gene: PXMP4
Product: peroxisomal membrane protein 4
Cellular component (GO): peroxisomal membrane
Source: RefSeq, a predicted model, not a curated record